Messenger RNA from Syngnathus typhle (broad-nosed pipefish), 2824 nucleotides. RefSeq names its product activating signal cointegrator 1 complex subunit 2 (gene ascc2). Bases 190 to 2535 code for a protein of 781 amino acids. NCBI's taxonomy places the organism in Eukaryota, Metazoa, Chordata, Actinopteri, Syngnathiformes, Syngnathidae. The record is from RefSeq and is a predicted model, not a curated record. The transcript has 19 exons. Gene Ontology annotation, biological process: regulation of DNA-templated transcription. Gene Ontology annotation, molecular function: ubiquitin binding.
UCGAAGAACAAAGACGGAGUCGUUCUUAGUGCGCAUGUGUAGUGCGGCUGAGUUCCGACAACUGACAGACGACAAAAUUAAGAAAAAGUACCAAGGUUUUUGAAAGUGAAAAUAUCCUACAAAAGCGGCGACAUUGACACGAGAAUGCCUUCCGAGAUUGGGAGAUACUGACUGUAAGGAGAAGAAACCAUGGCCUGCGCGAGGGUCCCAUUGGACGAGCAGCAGGUGAUAGAGCGAGACGCGCUGGGCAAGGAGCGCUCGCUGGCCGCACUGCACCCUGACAGAAAGGAGGAGCGCCUCUUCGUGCCUUACGUGCCACUUCCGGCUGACCCCUGUCCGGCCGAUGCAGAGGAGUUCCUGGAACGUGGGCGCUUCAUCUUGGAGGAUCUGGAAUGGCUACUCGCGUUGCCGCAUGACAAAUUUUGGUGUCAGGUCGUGUUUGACAGAUCGCUGCAGAAUUGCUUGGACUCGUACGUCCAGCACGCCCCGCGCGGCCUGGAUCUGGCCUCAGCGCCCACGUUUCCGGCGGUGGCCCAGACUCAGCACUCGCUCCACCAUGCUGUCUUCUUGACCUUCCUCAGGAUGUCCACGCACAAGGAGUCUAAGGAGAACUUCAUCACGCCCGCCGCGUUUGGGGAAAUCCUCUACGAGAACUUCCUGUUUGACGUUCCCAAAAUGAUGGACCUGUGCGUGCUGUUUGGGAAGGGCAACGCUCGGCUGCUGCACAAGAUGAUCGAGAACAUCUUCAUUCAGCAGCCAUCUUACUACAGAGACCUGGAUGACACCGUCCCCACUAUUUUGGAGGUGUUAGACACCAUCGUGGAGAAAUGCGGCCUCCGCUGCGACGGCGCCACCGCUGCCCAACCCAUGAAGCUCAACGGCCACAAGCAGCUGACCGCCGUCAGCAUGACUCAGCGAGACUUUGUGGACAUUGUUCUGUACCUGUGCGACGCAAGCAGUACCUUGCACGCCUUCCUGAGCGUCUUCCCCGCCGCUUGCGCCACUUUCCACUCGCACGGCUUCCUCUGCAGGCUGACUUCUUUCUAUGAGAGCGUUGUGCCCGACCUGGAAGAUGCCUUGACCAAGAGGAACUUUGAAGAUACAAGUCUUCAGGAAGACAUGUGGCAGAGGUUGUCCCACUCGCGCCGCAGGAUGUUGGAGACUGCUCACCUGCUGCUACACCACGCCUGCCUGCAGCCGAUUCUGGAAGGGGCGGAAAACAAGCAAGCAUUUGCCGAAGAGCUGCUGCAGCACUUCACGUCGUUUUUGUCUGAGAAAAGGUUUUUGUGCGAUUACGACGAACUGUUUCCCAUUGCGGACGAUGUCAGCCUCCUUCAACAGGCCCUUCCUGCCAUCGAUGAGACCAGGACGUCCUACCUGCUCCAUGGUGUCCACAGUGUCUGGGACAGCGUGGGCAGACGCAAACCACCAUGCACGGUGUCCUCGUCCCAGCCGGCCAAUCGGGGAGCGCCGGGCGAAACCUUACUCGCCAUCGAUCGGGAUGUAAGGGAAUCAGAUGGUGGCAGAGUGUGUCCGGCAGGAGCUGAGGCCUCAAAUUGGAUGCCGGACGCUCCCCGUAAAGGAACCAAUGGGGACAUUUGUCCCGUGAGUGAGGCAGAGUUGGAGUCGCUAGUGUCGUGCAUCCGGGACCUGCUGCCUGACCUGGGUGAGGGCUUUUUGCUGGCGUGCCUGCGGGAAUACGGCUACAACUCGGAAGUGGUCAUCAACAACAUCCUGGAGGGGCGACUGGCACCUGAGCUGGACGUGCUGGACCGCGCUAUGCCCAGGUCAUCCCACGUAAACAGCAGCACAGUAGAACCACACAAGCCGGUGAAAGAAGCUCUCCCUGGCGUCUUGAACAGCAGAUCCAACGUGUAUGACGACGACGAGUUUGACGUCUUCCGCAGGGAUCGCGUGGACAUGACGCGCGUCUCGAAAGGAAGGAGGAAAGGCGAGAGCAUGAUGGAGCUGCUCAACGACAAGCAGCACAUAUCUGAGCAGCGCGUUCGUUACCAGGCCUACCAGACGGUAGUGGACGAGGUGCAGCUGCAGGCGGGAGACGCGGCGGGGGCGGCGGCUAGCUACAGCACGGGCGACGACUACGAUGAUGAGUAUGACGACACGUAUGACGUGAAUCAAGUGGGAGCCAACGACCUGGACGGAGACAGCCUGCUGACCAGGAGACCUUUCACGGUGCCCCGAGUCCUCCAGAGAGCAAAUAACGCUGAGGAAGCAGAGAAUGACGAAGAACAAGAGGACCUAGCACUGCAGAGCAACAUGAACAAGGACCAAUUCAUUCAGGACCCGGCGCUGCUGAGGGCGCGAGCCGGGGCCAGACGAGCUGCCAUGCAGCAAAGGAAAGGCAUCCAGCCGGAGCGUCCCAGCCACGUGGUGGGCCGUUCUAAAGGCCAGGGACAGACGCUGGACACAUUUCUGGACAGACGCAAGAAGGAGGCCAACAAGGGCCGCGGGGCCAACCACAACCGGCGUAACAUGGCCGACCGCAAGAGGAGCAAAGGUAUGAUCCCCUCGUGAUCGGACCUUCCCGAAAAGAAGCGGACUCCUCUUUUGUUUCAUGACUGAGGCUCCCAUCUUUGGACAAAUAAUUGAUGUGAUUGGAAACCAAAGGAGCAAAGUAGCCAGCACAUGUUUACUUUGCAAUGAAAAAGCAAAAUGUGGCACAAAGUGGACGUUAAUUGCAUUGACGUUUGCAAAUCACAAAUUGAUGAUUUUUGUACACAAACCUGACCUGUCAGCACUUUGUAACCGCAGCACAUGGAAAAUGCUUGCAAUAAAUACUUGAAUAAGGUCUCCACCCCCAAAA